AUGCUUGAGCUCUUCCACGGUGAUGAAUUUAUUGCAGGUGUGUCCACACUGCUUGAACUAGCACUGCAACGUGGAUAUUUGGUCAUGGCUCGACAGUUUUUCGAGCGCAAAAGCGAAGAGGACAAGUGUCAAUAUGUUGCUGAUGCUGCCGAAUAUGGCAACGUCGUAUUAAUGAGGUGGCUAAUUGAGAAUGGGGCCCCAUUGAGCGUUCAUACAGCGUUCUCUUUUGCCUCAGAUCCCAUGAUCAGAAACAAAGGCGUCGAAGUUACUUGGUGGUUGUCUGAAAGCGAUCGCGUGGUUUUUAUUCGCCACUCUUUACAAAACAAUCGCCGCAAGAUGGUGCUGUGGGUACUAGAUAAUACCGUUUUCGAGGAUGAGACUUCACAGAAUGCUAUUCGAAGUGCUCUCAAGAUGGCCGAUAACGCUAUUGUACACUGGCUUUUUGAUAAUCUCUCGAAAGAUGACGCUCGCAGUUGGUGUUUUCCAUCGCAUGAAGAAGAAUCGAGCGCUGGGACGCAAGUAACGAAGGCUGCUAAUGCAGACGGAAGCUAG
This is a messenger RNA of Peronospora farinosa, 552 nucleotides long. The record is from the annotation of a GenBank genome assembly. NCBI's taxonomy places the organism in Eukaryota, Oomycota, Peronosporomycetes, Peronosporales, Peronosporaceae.